UACUUGCGAACGUCAAGCUGUGAAGGACACUCGUAGUAAAUACUAAGAAGCAAAGACAUACCAUAGUAGAACGCUGAAGGAGUGAACUGUACGUGGAGGAUUUUGUAUUUUUCUCUGGCUGUCGUUCUGGGGGCGUGUGCUGUGUUGCUACUUCAUCGGCGGUGUUCUUAAAUGUUUAAAUUUCGUUUGUGGUUCUUCAGGAGUACAUAUGGCGGGUUUGAAAAAAGAAAGCGAACGCCAAAAAUGGAACACACUGCUUGUUAUUGAUUUUUCCUCAUCAAACCGUUAACCAAUCACGGAGGAGUUCACUCUUUUUAAAGGGUGAGGUUUCGAUGCUCGUUUGGUUAGCCAUAUUUAAAUGGACAGCCAUUAGGUUGACUGUGUACUAUGUUCCUGUGGAUUAAACAGUGUUAAGUUUGUGUUUUAUCACGGUGUCGGAAAGGCGGAUUCCUAAAUGCAGGUUGCUACACUCUUUCGGGAAACAGCUACGCUCUUGGGCGCAAGCAUGGAGGCCCAAGAUCCGCCAGGGGUUGAGACGCAAGGGUUUAAAUUUAGGCCAACAUUCCUGGAUGGACCUGUGAAACUAGAAACUCAAGAUGAUGGCUAUGAAACAAGUGGUGACCUUGAACUGAGGACACAAGUAGAAAAUCAGAAAUUCAUGAAUCAUCUUCAAGGCCCUCAUCCAGCCAACAUCAAAUGUGAGCCUACUGAAGAUCCAUAUAGUUUUGUGGAUGAUGAUCCUACACCCACUGCUCAACAUAGGCAACAAUCUGUUGUUUUACAGCCCAUCCCAAAGAAAAGAGGGCGAAAAAAGAAGAAUUGUUUGGAGGGAGGGUUAGAGAAUGCAGAAAAUUUAAUGAAUGGGGAUCCAUUGAUGAAGAAGAAAUUAAAAGAAGGAAAAUUUAUACCAAUUUUCAAGGAACGGAAAAAACAUGACCGUUUUAAUGGCAUGUCGGAGGAGGAAGUUUCGAAAAGAACAUUGCCAGAUCAUUUAGCACUUAACUUGGACAUAGUUAUUAUUGGAAUCAAUCCUGGGCUGUUUGCAGCCUAUAAGGGACAUCACUAUGCAGGACCUGGAAACCAUUUCUGGAAGUGCUUGUACCUUUCUGGAUUAACACCAGAACCAAUGACAGCUGAUGAUGAUUACAAGCUCCUUCAGGUUGGCAUAGGAUUUACAAAUAUGGUUGCAAGAGCCACCAAGGGAAGUGCAGAUUUGACUCGAAAAGAAAUAAAAGAAGGAAGCCAGAUACUGCUUGAAAAACUUCAAAAAUUCAAGCCCAAAAUUGCUGUAUUCAAUGGGAAGCUGAUAUUUGAAGUAUUUUCUGGGAAAAAAGAUUUUAGUUUCGGGAGACAGCCGGAAUUUGUUGAUGGGACGAAUACAUAUAUGUGGGUGAUGCCAUCAUCAAGUGCCAGAUGUGCACAGCUUCCUCGUGCUGCUGAUAAGGUUCCUUUUUAUGCUGCUCUCAAGAAAUUCAGAGAUUAUCUCAAUGGAAUAAUUACAGACCUUGAUGAAACAGAGGUAGUUUUCACAGACUCUAAGCUGAAGAACUACUUUGAACCGGAACUGAAAGAUGAGCCAAAGGACGAGCACAGUUUCUAUGGUUAUGGACGAAUUCCUGCCAAUGAUGAGCUGACUGAUCUGAGUAAUGCAGUCAUGAAAAAAGAAGAUCAGCCACCAGCUAAGAAGAAGAGAGGAAGGCCAAAGAAGAUUAAAUCAGAUUGUGUUGAAGUAAAAAAACCUAGUGCCGAAGCACCGAAGAAAGAGCCUAACAAUGUUUGUGAAGUGCCAAAGAAGAAAAGGGGCAGGCCAAAAAAAAUUAAGACAGAGGAUGUAAUUCCAAAUACUAAUGGCCUUAUUGACCAUACAAAUUCAUCAACAACAGUUUCUAAUAAUUGUUUCUCUCCCCCUAUUCAGUCACCAUCUAGCUAUGGACAACAGAAUUUCUCACCUUCAUAUGGAGGACACUCUCAUUCGUACUCCCAACACCCUUCACAAUCACCAUCAGAAAUUCCUAAUUAUCAUCACUCACCUGUUCCAUCACAGCAGCAUUAUACACAGUCCCCUCAGCCACCGUCACAGUCCUUCACUCACUCUGAUCUUUCAUCUGAAAUCAGUGCAGCAAUUUCGUCUGAACAUAAUCUAGGAUCUCCAUCACCAACUUCUCCAAGUCUGGCACCUCCUGAUUUUGAACCUCCGAGUAGCAUGCCAGAGGAAACAAAUGAUGGGCAGCAAAGUGCGGCUAGAACAUCAAAGGAAGAGGUAAUGGGAGAAAAUAACCAAAAUCCCACUGAGUGUCGGUUUUCAAGUCCUGCACCUCCCAAUGAUUCCAAUAAUCUAGGUUACCCAAAUUAUGGGAAUUUCCAGACAAGUCCAGAUAACCAUUCUGUUUUAGGUUAUACAGGGACAGAAUACAAUUCAAAGAGAAAUUUAAACCAGGAUGUAUCAUCCAAAAGUUUAUCAGGGCUUGAAUCUUUGGUAGAUCAAAUUCCAAGUAUUGCAGAUGGUGAGGCCCCUCAUAGUACAAUUGGAAACGGUAAUGUUGAAGAGCAGUUCAGCAAUGGCCAUAUUCCUACCACUCAGUUUAAUGACAACUCAGGGUACCUUGGAGGCUAUUCAAGUGGUCAACAGUACAGUGCAGCGAACGGUCACAAUUCUAAUAAUUAUAGUCCACAUUAUACAAGCUCUGGUUCAAACUACUCUGUCAGCACAUCAAACAGUUAUAGUUUGCAUCAUAGUAAUGGAAGCAUGAACUUUUCUGUAACAUCACUUGCAAACAGCAGUACAGCAGUGAAUCAUGAAGCAGGAGGACAAGUUUCUAGUUCAUUCUCUGUCAGCAGCUUAGCUUCCAACUAUGCACCAAUGAACUCUAAUGUUAAUACGUACCCCAAUCUAAUUGGUGCACCACACCCAAUGGCCAGUCAUGUAGUGAGUAGUGCAAAUGGAAUGUUUGGCAAUGGAAUGAGUGGUGGAAUAAUGGAACGAGCAUGUGGUAUGGGCAGUUCGAUGGGAACUCUGGGAUCACCUGUGGGACUUCACAACCCCAUGAGCAUGGGAACACAUUCUUUGCCAUAUCCAUAUGGUCAGUACUCUCAUAGUGCUCCACCGUAUGCUGGAGCAUCUGGAGGUAGCUUUCAGUAUCCUCCAGCUCACAGCUUGCAUGUGCCAAGUCCAAAUUAUCCAUACCCGUCCCCGUACUCAAACAGUACCUAUCCUCAACCGAGCUACCUCCCAAAUCACAUGCUUGAUCGAUUAAAACAGGACAGAAUGGAUAUUGGGUUUGGUAGUUUUUGAUAGUUAUGUUAAUAAUGAACAAUAAGAAGAGGACUUUUCAAGAAACAGUUGCAAUCUAACAACAGUUAUAUGUGCAUUUUGUAUGUAGUGACAAAGAAGAGAAUGAUAAAUUCAGUGAUGUGUGCAUGUAAUCCAGUGUUUGUUGUAUUCUAAAAUUUAUAUUUAACUUUAUGAAGAUCUACUAAUACAUUGCAGUAUGGAUGCAUAGCUUUUUUAAUGUGAUACUGUUAAAAAUUACUAUAACUUGUACAAAAAUAACAGGUGUGUUGUUAUUUGACUGCCUGUUUGUUUUUUGUUUUUGUUUAAUCUUAUGUUGUGUUUGAAAAUAAUCACAGGGUAUAUAAUGCCAAAACUCGUCAAUGUGCUAGAGACAUGGUUUUGUAUCUUAUGGGAGCUUCUAAAGUCUCCACUGUAAAUUUCAUGACAGGCUUCAGUACUGUGAUUUUUAAGAUCUGCCACAAGGCUUUGUUCAGAAAUAUAUGUUGAUGGAUCUCUAUGUGCAGAAUUUUUUGAGUUUUCAUGGCAGCUGGCCUAUAGUUGUAUUACUGUUUCAAUUUUUUCCUCUGUAAUUCAUGUGUGUGUGACUGAAAUGUCUGUACACAACUUUGUACAUUGAGUCUCUCUCUCUCUCUCUCUCUCUCUCUCUCUCUCUCUCUCUCUCUGUGUGUGUGUGUGUGUGUGUGUGUGUGUGUGUGUGUUUUGAAUGCACAUAUGUGUGCUUGGAGGUGUGUGAGCAUGCACAUUCAUGUGCACACAUGCAAAUAUGUCUGUCUGCCUGUCUUAUGACUGUCUGUCUUAUGUCUGUCUGUCUUCUCUCCAAAUGUUAGAUGUGAUGCAUGUAUGACUGAAUAUUUUUCUAAGAAUGAAAAUACAUGGGAGUGGUUAAACAAAAGCUUUUAGUAGAGUAGGUGAAGUUACCAGAAUUGUACAAAUACAGAAACUUGAUUGUACUGUUUUAUGUCAAUGGUAUGUAGUACAUUGAAUGGAUUACUGUUUUAAGACUGCAGCUGCAAAUCAGCAUUGACCAUGAUUUUAUUAAGUUGGAUGGAGUUCAGUCACUGAGGUCAACAGAAUAUGACAUUUUCAGUUAGAAUGUCUGGGAUUCCUGCCUGUCAUUAAUAAAAGGUUUGAAUUGUUGCUGUGACUAUUUCUGUACAAUAACCUUGUUUCAUUGUUAUGUAAUUAUUACCCUUUGUAGUUCCAUAUUGUGCUUUGGUUGUUGAGAGAAAAUUGUUGUAAAAUUUAUCCAAAAUAUAUUGUAGGUAACUGAAAAUAAUACAGAAAUCUCUUUGGGAAUCAGAAUAAGAAAACUUAUUAAUACCUACCUCUGCCUGUCCCAUGUGAUUGGAAUAGCAGUUCAUUCUACAGAUGACAAGGAUGAACUGAAUAAUUUCAAUAAACUAAUUAAAUUCUAUGAUUUGUAACCUUGUGAACAGUUUUAAGAAAAACUGUAUUGUACCUUGAAAUUAUGAAGUCUGUGGUUUCACCUGUAUCUCAACUACGUACCAUUUUAAAAUUUUAUAACUAACAUUUUAAAUGUGGAAGAAAUAGAGUGACUUUCUGUUGUUUCAAAUGCCUUUGAUCACUUCCAAUCUUGAUGGCAGAUAGUACUGAGCAAAGCAGUGAAUCAUUAACUUGUUUGCACAAUGGAUUCAGUUUCUGUUCUACAGUUCUAAAUAAAACAUAUUUAUUCUUAUGUUCAAAAUAGUUAUUUGAAGUUUGGUUUGUAUAAUAGGAGCAUUUGUCUUUAUGAGGUGUGUGUGCUUAAGUAAUAAGAAGAGAGAUCUGUCAAUGAAUAUGCUGAGACAUUAAGGACUUUUACACUUUUCAUUGAAGAAUAUAACUUACACUGUACCAGGUUUUCAUCCCCUGGAAAUUCUUAGCUCAUGAGAAUAUGUGUUGUACAAGAAUAAAAGCAAAUUGUUACUAUUAACACAAAUAAUUCUUCCUAUUUCUUUUAAUGUCUUCCUCCUGUUGUUAGUUUUUAGUAUCACUAGGUGCUAAUGUGCACUCUUUUACGAUUUUCUGAUAUUUGUUCCUAUGGCUAUAUCAGUUAUAGCUGUCACCAUAACUGGAAAGAUGUAAAGUGUUAGUAUAACAGUGUAAAUGGAAAAGUUUGUUAAACCUAAACAUAACAAUAUAGCAAUCGAUGUUGUUAUGAUAAUUGUGAGAAAAAAGUAACUUCCGAAAUAAUACAAACUUUUCAACAGAGAUGUAGUAAAUUUAUAUUCUGUUCUGUAUGUUAUAUAUGUUUAUCAGAAAGCCACCAUAUAAAUGAAGAGGAGACUUAAGAGAGGAAGGUGCCUAGCAUAUGAUACAUGUCUGAAUAUUUGUUUUCUGAAAUAUCUCACUUAUUUCUCUUGACAGUUUAUUUAUUUACCUGUAAUACUGCUUUAACAAGAGCAAGUAUGUGUAACUCUGUGUUAAGUUUGUGUGUAUAUAGAGAUUAUACUGUAGACAUACAUCUGUGAUACAUAUGUCAGAUCUAUGACACAAAUAUGUCAAGAUUUUGUUAUAUGAUAAACAGGAUCACAAAGUUAAUGUGUGCCCCAUGGGCUAUUUCUGGUCACAAAUUGAAUGGCUGUGGUUAUUAUGUCUGUAGUAGCAAUAGCUAUUUCCCAUAACUGACCACUGAAAAUUGCCCCUUCUGCCCAACAGUCCUGCUUAGCAUAAGCUGAAUGUGAGAAUGCCUCUGCUUAUUGCUGCAUUUUACUUCUUCACAUAUGUUUAGUUCUGUGAUGGGAGUUUCUGCUCCAAAUAGUGAAGGCAGUUUUGUUCACUGUAUAAUGCAGCAAUGAUAGGUAGGCCAUCUUUAUUCAUCACCAAGCUAGGAAAUCAAGGAAAAAGAUUAAUCAAAAUUAAAAAGUCAGAAACAAAUAUAUGUAUCAAAGCAAAGUGUAGGCAGGAAUUGAUGAUACAGUGUUGUAGUGAUGCUCUAACAAAUUAAACAUUCCUUUUGUUACAGAGUGGAGGUGUGUGUGGGACUGUUGUGAAAAAUGAUAUUAAAGGAUAAAUCAGUGCAGAACUGAAGCAGUGAGAGAAAUUGACCCAUGAGCCUGUAUAAUACAAAUAAUAAUGUUGAAUAUGGUUUCUUGCUUUGCACAUAACUGAGCUUGCUUUUCUUUUUUCUUUUUAAUUUCAGCUUUUAUCGUUAACCAGCUUCCCUGCACUCUGGACAAGUUGUAAUGAUACAGUUUUCUAAUGUCUCCUGCCUCCAUAACUUUUGUGAACAGUUUCAUUUAUAGGCAGCAGGCUUUAACUAUGAUCUAUAUUAAUAGUCUUGUGAAAUAAUACCAGAUUCUAACUGUUCCAUCAGUACUGAAUUCACCAGUUAUUCAGUCCAAGUUCAGUGUUUUCAAUGCUGAGGAAUGUUAUCAGCUAUUGUCUUAUUAUAACAAAAAGUCUUGGCAAUAAUGUUUAAUGAUUUGGUGAAUCAAUAUAAACCUGUAAUCUGGAAGCAGAUUUGAACCCAGUUGUAAAUGAUUACAAAACAAUUAUUUUUCACUGUAUCGCCCCAUGUGCUUCCUUGGCAAGAAAACAUUCAAGUGGAUAUGCUUGACAGUUAAUAACUGUAUCAUAUUUGCAACUUUCUUGCCAUUUCUGCAGCUAGGAAGCAGUGCCUAUUUUCUUGGCUUUUGCAUUGGCAGUUGUGAAUCUAGCAAGAAGUUUCACAAAUCUAUUACUUUCAUUCUGGUUAAAUUUUUUGAAAAGUAUUGAAUUAAACAAUAAAAGUAACAUCUUUGUACACCUUGAGUUACAAGUUUAAUAUAUCUUAUUCUCUCUUAAUCUGUACCACUAUCACAAGCUACUCCUCCUCCUCCUCCUCCUCCUUUAGGAGGAUAUUCUUGCUUUACAUCAAGGUCUAACUCUGUUUGUAAGCCACUUCUAUUCUUGUGGAGCCCACCUAAAGUAAACUUUAUUUCUGAAAUCCUAGUAUGAACAAUGGAAGAAUUCUUUGCCCUCUCUCCCCAAUUGUGAAUCAUAUAAUGUGCACAUCUGUGGAUGAAACUAAAAUAGAAUCUGAGAACAUAUGAAGCAUUUCAUAUACAGACUGGAAAACUGCUUAAAACCAACAUCCAUGUUGGUUGGCUUGCAGCCGCAGUUAUUUGCCUGUACACACUGGACCCAAUUCACUUUUGUAGGUGCCAAGUACUUACUUCAAAUGAUCAGCCUUCUGUUCCCUAAAGCAGUGGUUUUAGAAAAAAUCAUUUACUUCAGUAGUUAAUGUUUCUCUGCACUUUCAGAAAUCUGUAAACUCCAUAUGCUGUCAACAUUGUGUAGUGUAGAAUCAUGGAUCCAUUUUUCUGUGAUUUGUUGGUCAAAUGUUGUUUGUUAUAUGCCCACACAAAUAAGCAAAUUAAUAACAGACCACCUUGCACAAAUAUCUCCAUAUAGUAGCAUAUAAAUUAAUUUGAUAGAGAGAAUACAUGUGAGCUCAUCUCAUAGUUAUUGUGGGGUGUGUUACACAAUUACAAAAGAAACUUUAAUUACAAAGGUGCUUUAUUAUCCAGAGAAUUUGUUUCCUGAAGACGAAGGUGUAAAUUUGAUUGUUCUACAAAUUUUCUGUUUACUGAAUGAUUUCUAUUCUACCUGCUUGAUUUUACUGUUCAUUUUUAGUCUGAUACUUACUCUCAGUAUCCUGUGUUGUAAAUGUUUUGUUUAUUUAUAACUAUAAUUUCAAGAUUAAAUAUUAUCAAGAAAAACAAAAGUUAUGAACAAUAGGAAAACAAUUGUUUCAACCAUAUUUGUUGAAGGGAGGGCUAAAAAUGCCACAAAUGUCUUUUCUUGGUGUCAAUCAAGAACAAAGAACACAAGCUUUGCAAUUUUGCAGAAAAUAGUAAGGAAGAUAUAGGUACAUUACAGAGGGGAAUAAAUUACAGGACUCUAAGAGAUGAGAUACCAAUUCCAGAGACAGCUCUGAACUACUUUAACGAUGUGCUUCUCCCAACUUGAACUUUUAAAUCACUUAAUCUUGUGGGAUUUGUGUAACUAUAAAAGAAAGAACAUUUAGUUCAGAUGACUCUGGCUCAUAAAUAAGUAUAAGAAAAAUCAGCUCAUUCUGUACAUGUAAUUGCUUGACUUUUAAUAUGCUUCUCUGAACUCGAACCUGUAAAUUACUUCAUCUUGUGGGUUUUGUAUAACUACAAAAGAAGGAACAUUUAGUGCAUAUACCACCUGCUCUUUAAUAAUUAUCAAAAGUGUAAGAACAGCCAGCUAAUUCUCUACAUUUCAGAAAUUGCAUUUAAUUUUAACAUUUGUGUUAAUACUUGCUCUAACAGAUCAGUGCUCUCCCCUCUACUCUCAUAAAUUCCCAAAAAAUCUCACAAAAUAUGGUUGUCAGCUGUUUUCUUGAAGUGUUGAAUAAUAUAUUGUGCAGAACACCUAAGAAACUAUCAACUGUUAAUUACGUAUCAUGAGACUGAAAACUUCCAUUGUUUUAUACUCCCACAUAUUUCAGUUGUUCUUUUUUGUCUAUUUGUUUGGUAGCACUGCACAUCUGUUGUUUUUAUACAAUUUAUGUGUGUAGGAAUGUGGUACUGUUGUUGGCUGGUAAUAAACUGAAAUAAAUGUGAAGGUUAUUUGUCAAAUAUUUUUACUGUGCUCUUCAAAUGUGUAUUUAUUUCUACUUAUUUUACUUUUCUUUAUGUGCAGCUAUGUUUGACAAAUUUAUUCAGAUUUAAAUUUUCAGAGACAGAGGUCUCAAUGAUUUUUCAGUUUAUGUAAUAGUGCAGUGCCUAGCUCUUCUAAUUGAAAAUAAUUUAUUAAUUGCUUCUUAAAUGUAACUGUAUAUGUUCAGUAAAAGGAACUUAUUUUCAGCAUUAAAUAAUGAGAUGUGAGUAUAUUAUAGAUACUUAUAUGUCUGUUGUUUUAUUGUUAUAUUGCACAAGAUAUUUCGGAUGUGUAUAUAGUAUAAUAGUCUCACUCAUUGAGACCUUUUUAUUUCAAUGAUCCUGAGGAAAACAAUCUUCAUCCUCUGUAAAAAAAAAAAAAAGUUUUUAUAUCAUAUUAAUGAAAGAGCUUAUUGAAGGUCCAUAAGAAAGGAACAAAGGAAUGUGUAGUUUGACAGUAAAAUUUUAACACACAGCCCAGAAAAGUUUGAAUGAUACAUGUGACUGCAUUUUGCUUGUGUUUGUAGGUGACUGAAUACAUACUUUUGAGUUCAUGCACAGUAUUCCUUUCCAUCUAGAGAAAAAUUUGUGUUAACAUCACUGGCCAAAACUGUAGUUCAUUGAUCUUUCAUGGAACAAAUUUGAAUGUGUCUGAACUGAAUCAUUGAAUUUUCCUAGACUUGAAAACUUCAGGAAAACAACUUACUGAUGUGUUGGUGCAUAAAUUCUUCAGAGCUACUGUGAUGUAUUAUGUCCAUACCAGUCAACAUUCUGGCCUCAAAUGUGAAGAGUGUGUUGUAUAUCAUAUGCAACAACAGUGAAAUUCAAGUGCAUUAUUAUUCUUGUUCAGAGUGGUGUGUUGUAAGAGAGCUGUUUUACAGACCACAGAACUCCGCCAAAUUUCAUUAAGCUACCAGUGGUUGGCUUAAUGUACAAUAUAGCAAAACACUUGGGCUGUGCACAAACUUAACAGAACUAUGCCCCUGAUGUAAUACUGGUAUGUGAUCUUUUCACUGUCCAAUGUGUAAGGGACAGUCUAUAAUAUGCUAUGUUUUCAAAAAUAAAGAAGUAGUUUAUAUCA
This is a messenger RNA of Schistocerca nitens (vagrant locust), 9982 nucleotides long. RefSeq lists its product as uncharacterized. The transcript is spliced from 7 exons. The coding region runs from base 455 to 3292 and encodes 945 amino acids. The record is from RefSeq and is a predicted model, not a curated record. NCBI's taxonomy places the organism in Eukaryota, Metazoa, Arthropoda, Insecta, Orthoptera, Acrididae. Gene Ontology annotation, molecular function: DNA binding; mismatch base pair DNA N-glycosylase activity. Gene Ontology annotation, cellular component: nucleus. Gene Ontology annotation, biological process: base-excision repair, AP site formation.